Triticum turgidum subsp. durum (durum wheat) is the source of this 876-nucleotide messenger RNA. The record is from the annotation of a GenBank genome assembly. NCBI's taxonomy places the organism in Eukaryota, Viridiplantae, Streptophyta, Magnoliopsida, Poales, Poaceae.
AUGGAGGUGGGCUUCCUGGGACUGGGCAUCAUGGGCAAGGCAAUGGCGGCCAACCUCCUCCGCCACGGCUUCCGCGUCACCGUCUGGAACCGGACCCUGUCCAAGUGCGACGAGCUCGUCGCGAUGGGUGCCGCCGUCGGGGACACGCCGGCGUCCGUCGUCGCUAAGUGCAAGUACACCAUCGCCAUGCUCUCCGAUCCCAGCGCCGCGCUAUCCGUUGUUUUCGACAAGGAUGGCGUGCUCGAGCAAAUCGGAGAGGGCAAGGGCUACGUGGAUAUGUCCACUGUUGAUGCUGCAACUUCUUGCAAGAUAAGCGAGGCGGUUAAACAAAAGGGCGGAGCUUUUGUUGAAGCUCCAGUUUCAGGGAGCAAGAAGCCAGCUGAAGAUGGCCAAUUGGUCAUUCUUGCUGCAGGCGACAAGGCACUAUAUGAUGAUAUGGUCCCUGCAUUUGAUGUACUUGGGAAGAAGUCAUUCUUUCUGGGGGAGAUGGGAAAUGGAGCAAAGAUGAAACUGGUGGUCAACAUGAUCAUGGGAAGUAUGAUGAAUGCUUUUUCUGAGGGACUCUGUUUGGCUGACAAAAGUGGGUUGAGCCCCCAGACGCUUCUUGAUGUCCUGGAUCUCGGUGCAAUCGCAAAUCCGAUGUUCAAGAUGAAAGGGCCUUCAAUGCUGCAGGGCAGCUACAAUCCAGCAUUUCCCCUCAAACAUCAGCAGAAGGAUAUGAGGUUGGCUCUGUCGUUGGGAGAUGAAAAUGCCGUGUCCAUGCCAGUGGCAGCUGCUUCCAAUGAGGCAUUCAAGAAAGCAAGAAGCUUGGGACUUGGCGACCUGGAUUUUUCUGCAGUGCACGAGGUGCUGAAAGGCACAGGUGGUUCAGGCUAA